GAAGCGCGGUGGCGGUGAUCCUCUCGCUGCUCUGGCUGAUCUUGCUGCUCCACUCAUCGGAUUGGGAAUCGCUGAGAGAUUCGCUGUAAAGAUGUCCGACGACGAACAGCAGGAGCAGACCAUUGCCGAGGACUUGGUUGUUACCAAGUAUAAGAUGGGCGGCGACAUUGCUAACCAGGCACUGCGGGUGGUCAUCGAGGCGGCCAAGCCAGGAGUGUCUGUCCUGAGCCUGUGUGAAAAAGGAGAUGCUUAUAUUAUGACAGAAACUGGGAAGGUCUUCAAAAAGGAGAAAGACAUGAAGAAAGGUAUUGCGUUCCCCACCAGCGUGUCGGUCAAUAACUGUGUAUGCCACUUCUCUCCCUUGAAGAGCGACCCUGACUACACACUAAAAGAUGGAGACUUGGUCAAAAUUGAUCUUGGAGUCCACGUGGAUGGCUUUAUCUCAAACGUGGCCCAUAGCUUUGUUGUUGGGGCCAGCAAGGAAGCACCCGUGACGGGCAGGAAAGCCGAUGUCAUCAAAGCUGCCUACUUGUGUGCGGAGGCAGCGCUUCGUCUUGUUAAACCUGGCAACCAUAACACACAGGUCACAGAAGCAUGGAACAAGAUCGCCCAGUCAUUCAAAUGCAAUCCAAUUGAGGGUAUGCUGUCCCACCAGUUAAAACAACACGUUAUCGAUGGUGAAAAGACGAUCAUCCAAAACCCCACAGACCAGCAGAAGAAGGACCAUGAGAAGGUGGAGUUUGAGGUCCAUGAGGUUUAUGCUGUGGAUGUGCUGAUCAGUACAGGAGAAGGAAAGGCAAGAGAUGGCGGUCAAAGGACCACCAUUUAUAAGCGGGACCCCAGUAAACAGUACGGUCUGAAAAUGAAAACCUCCAGAAUGUUCUUCAGUGAGGUGGAGAGACGCUUUGACGCCAUGCCUUUCACUCUCAGGGCAUUCGAAGAUGAGGGCAAAGCCCGUUUGGGAGUGGUCGAAUGUACCAAACAUGAGCUACUGCAGCCCUUCACUGUACUUAAUGAAAAGGAAGGAGAAUUUGUGACUCAGUUCAAGUUCACAGUGCUGCUGAUGGCCAAUGGGCCUUUGAGAAUCACCACUGGACCAUUUGAGCCAGAGUUCUACAAAUCUGAGCACGACGUUCAGGAUCCGGAGCUAAAGUCUCUGAUACAGAGCUCUGCAAGUCGUAAAGCACAGAAGAAGAAGAAAAAGAAGGCCUCCAAAAAUGCAGAAAAUGCUACAGGGCAGCAAGUGGAAAAUGAAGUUGCAGCGGAAUAGAUCGCCCACGGCCCAAAACAAUAUAUACCUUUUCAUUCAACAUGUAUACAGACACACGUAUAUACACACUCAAUUAUGGAACUUUAAAAAAAAAUCCACUCUUAACCCCUCGUUCAUCUCAGAAUUUUCGCUUGAGACCACUGGUUUAUGUGAUUUUGAAAAAGGAUCAAACUGCAAUUAGACUGCCAGACAACAGUGACUUUGUACUGAUUUUCAUAAGACUAUUGGCACUUAUUUUUUUGAAGCACUCAGUUUACAUUGAAACUGGAACAUAACACCUUUUGGAAAUGUAAUUGAUUAAAAAAACUGCAAAGUAUUUAAAAAAAA
Molecule: messenger RNA, 1597 nt
Organism: Trichomycterus rosablanca
Lineage: Eukaryota; Metazoa; Chordata; Actinopteri; Siluriformes; Trichomycteridae
Gene: pa2g4a
Product: proliferation-associated 2G4, a
Exons: 13
Coding region: 92-1270 (392 amino acids)
Source: RefSeq, a predicted model, not a curated record